UUCAUAGCGUUUCUUGCAGCGGCUGGAUACGGCGCAUGGCCCUAGCCGAGGGUGGACUGUCCGGCCUCCAGCUAUUCGCCUUGUGCGCCGCCUGCUUGAUCUUCGUGGUGUGCGUGGCAUCGGCUACCGCGUACGCAGUGGUCACCCUGAUGAGCAGGCACGGCACUUCCUUGGAUUACGGGUGCAGGACGAAUUUCUGCGUGCGCGCCCGGGAAAUGAUGCCGUCGCCUCCGGGGGCUCCGAGUCCGUGCGACAACUUCUACGGUUACGUGUGCUUCGACCUCGAGCACUCGCGCAGAGACUUCCUGGGCGUGUUGCGGCUGCAGCGAAAGAGCGACUACCACGAGUCCGUGCUCGCCUACCGCAGCGCUGCACCCACGGGCAACGCGACCGCCAUGCUCGCCUAUGCGCACCAGAUCUGCGCACAGUUCUCCCACCAACAGGUUGGCCUCAUUUAUCAUCUUUGA
This is a messenger RNA of Rhipicephalus sanguineus (brown dog tick), 467 nucleotides long. RefSeq lists its product as uncharacterized. Bases 36 to 467 code for a protein of 143 amino acids. Lineage: Eukaryota; Metazoa; Arthropoda; Arachnida; Ixodida; Ixodidae. The record is from RefSeq and is a predicted model, not a curated record. The transcript has 2 exons.